UACGAACUCUAAUUGCAUUAACAGCUAAUGCAUUGGUCAAUAAAUCAGUUUGAAUUCUAAAGUAAUUUAGUUUUACAUGUUUCAUGUGUUUAGAGUUUGCACUCUCUAUUGGUCAAUUAAAUUGGAGAUUAGCUUCUCAUCUUCUUCCUCUUUCUCUAUAUCUCGUGAUAAACAUAAAUUUUAGGCUUAUCAGUUGUAAAAGGUUCUAACUUUUCCUGCUUUGUAAGUCAUAAGAGAGAAUUGAGCGGAAAGGAGGAAACUUUGAAAAAUCAGAGAAAGCCCUAAAAAUGGAAGCCGCCGAUCAAACGGUGAUCUGCGAGUUGCUUGCCGUCGACCUCAGCGACGAUUGCUACAGAGUCUGUUCUCGCUGCGAGAGAGUGCUUCCUGGAGAUUACAACAAUGGCGUUUCCUCUUCUUCAUUUUCGUCGUUAUUCAGAUUCUGCAACUCCAAAGAACCCAAAUUGCUCUACCUUAUCCUCAUAUCUAUAGCAACAGAGACAACAGUUAAAACUGUGAUAUGUUUUGAUAGAGCAGCGACUCUUCUCUUUGGUUGCUCAGCCGAUGAGUUCUUCCACUUCACCAAGCUCAAUCCUUUAACCGCAACUAUGGUUAGUCAGGUCUUUGAUGGAGAGAUGCUUAGCUUAGGAUGACGUUGACUCGGCCUCACAACCUAAACGCACAACACAUGAGAGUUGCUUCAGUUGUUCCUCUUCGAUCAGGAUUUCAACCAGCAAUAAUAACACUGAGACAGCUUUGAACCACAAGGAACAUUGCUUCUUUUGGACAUCACAGUUUCUAAUCUUGGAUUGAUUCCAUUGCUACAAUCAUAAGGGUACAAAUAUUUUCAGCACGAGUUCUACAAUGGAAAAUGAGCCUUUGAAGGUGAGUCUGAGUUGUUCUCCAAAUACACAAUCCAAGGUAAUGUAUGCCUAGAACCAUAACCAGGCAAUUCUUCUCUGAAUAACAAUUAAGCAUCACGUGGAAACAACUCAGAAAUGAAGUCCAGAAAACAAAAAAAAAGCUCAAGCAAAGAUGGUGUUAUGAUGUUGGAUAAGAAUAUUUGUAUGGUUCUCUGUAACCUAGAGAAAAUAUUUCCUCCUUCAUUUUUUGAUAUCAUGGAGCAUUUGCCAAUUCACUUGCCAUACGAAGCUAGCCUUGGAGGAUCUGUGCAAUUUAGAUGGAUGUAUCCCUUUGAAAGAUACAUGGGCCAUCUAAAGAAAAAAGUAAAAAAUAAGGUAAAGGUAGAAGGCUCGAUUGUUGAACAAUAUAUCAAUGAAGAAAUAUCUACUUUUUGUAGCUUUUACUUUGAGGUACACAUCGAAACAAAAAAUCGAAGAGGAGAUCGACACUAUGAUGGGGGUAAUCAAGACGCCACACAUGAAAUUCCAGAUAUAUUUUCUCAAACCAGGGAGGGGCAGUGGUAAAGAAAAGGAGAUAUGGCUCCAAGAUAAUGAUCACCAUAUCGCAUAUACAUAUAUUUUGCAGAAUUGCGAUCAAUUGAGACCAUUUGAAAGGUUAUUCGAUGAAAGAAUGAUUGCAGCUAAUCCUGGGAUAAGCGAAAACAAUCUAAUUGUGCUUAGAGAAAAAGAAUAUUCAGGAUGGUUACAAAAACAUAAUGCAAAUGAAGACCAAGGCCCAAUACAAACGAAGAAAGCAAUCGAGCCCAUUAUUACUCAACAACGGUCGUCUUCUUCCUUUGCAACAAAAGACAAAGGUACCAUUGUACAGAAAAGUAGAACGGAAAAAUCAGCUGGAGAAAACUGUACGAUUGUACUGAAUAACAAAUUUGAUUCUUUCUUAUCUUUAGAGAAUAGCUAGAUGUUCGACACUUGUAAUCAGAUCCUAAGAUCAGAGAGUUCCUUAAGGUGUAUAAAAGGAACCUCUUUGUAAGAAAAGAAAUUAAGUUGAAUAACAUUGAAAUUUCAGUCUAAAACUCCGUUCUUUGUUUAUUCACAUGGCAUCAGAGCUCUCCUAAACCUUAACAGGUGCUGUCAUGGCUGAGGCUCUCGAUCCUUACCCUUUCCCUUCUAGUCUUCAUGUUUCCAGUUCUGUCACACUAAAGCUCAAUGAUAACAAUUACCUCCUCUGGAAAACUCAGUUUGAGUCUCUUCUUCGGAGUCAGAAACUCCUUGGGUUUGUCACUGGCCAAAUAGUUCCACCGGCGGCUACCGUUACAGCCACGGUUAACAAUGUUGUCGUCACGUCUCCAAAUCCAGUUUUUGAAGCUUGGACCUGCACUGAUCAACUCAUCAAGUCGUGGAUCUUUGGCACUCUUACAGAAGAAGUGCUUGGUUAUGUCCAUGGUUUAGCCACAUCUCAAGAUGUUUGGCUCUCUCUUGCCGAUAACUUCAACAAAAGCUCUGUUGCUAGAGAGUUCGACCUUCGUCGCCGACUCCAGUUGUUGUCAACUCGAAACAAAGAUUUCCUGGUUUAUUGUCG
Molecule: messenger RNA, 2439 nt
Organism: Thlaspi arvense
Lineage: Eukaryota; Viridiplantae; Streptophyta; Magnoliopsida; Brassicales; Brassicaceae
Source: the annotation of a GenBank genome assembly